This is a messenger RNA of Cadophora gregata, 465 nucleotides long. RefSeq lists its product as uncharacterized. The transcript has 4 exons. Bases 1 to 465 code for a protein of 154 amino acids. Lineage: Eukaryota; Fungi; Ascomycota; Leotiomycetes; Helotiales; Ploettnerulaceae. The record is from RefSeq and is a predicted model, not a curated record.
AUGAAGGUUCAAAACGUCUUCUUUCUGCUCGCUGCCCAGGCAAUUGGGGGUGUUAUGUCUGCUCCCAUCGCUGCUUCAGCCUCUACCUUACAGACCAAGGCUAUCGAGAAGAAGGGAGUAGCGGAAGUUUGGGCCAAUUGGAAUCAUCCCGGUGCAUUGAAAACCGAAGUUCCGGCAGAGGAAGCUGAGAAGAGAGGUGUAGCUGAAGUGUGGGCAAAUUGGAAUCAUCCCGGUGCAUUGAAAACCGAGGUCCCGGCAGAGGAGGCCGAAAAGAGAGGUGUAGCUGAAGUCUGGGCCAACUGGAACCAUCCUGGUGCAUUGAAAACCGAGGUCCCGGCAGAAGAAGCCGAAAAGAGGGGUGUAGCUGAAGUCUGGGCCAACUGGAAUCAUCCUGGUGCAUUGAAGACCGAGGUUCCGUCAGAAGAAGCCGAGAAGAGAGGCCUUGCUGAAGCAAGGGCGAACUGA